UCCACUUUCUCUCUCUACUUCCCACAUAAACCCCUCCGCCGUAGUUUUCCCCUUGCUGCUCCUACUCUCCGCCGCCUUCUCUCUCAAGCUCCUGCCACGUUUUUCGACUCUGAGCCCGCUCUGCUCUACCUCCGCCGCCGCCACAACUAUUGAGCCCUGCUACUUAUCGUGUUCAUUGCCGGAAAAGAAGCCUCUCAAAGUAGCUGUACUUAUCAGCGGCGGCGUAGACAGCAGCGUCGCUCUCCGCCUACUCCACGCGGCUGGCCAUUCCUGCACCGCCUUCUACCUCAAAAUCUGAGAUCUUGCUGAAGAAGUCAGUCUUUUGCCCAACACCUCAAAUUUGUCGAUUUUCCUGAAAUGGGGAAGAAUGAAUUCCUAACCCCGAAGGCUAUCGCGAACCGGAUCAAGGCGAAAGGUCUGCAGAAGCUGCGAUGGUAUUGCCAAAUGUGCCAAAAACAAUGCCGCGACGAGAACGGAUUCAAGUGCCAUUGUAUGAGUGAGUCCCACCAGCGCCAGAUGCAGGUCUUCGGCCAGAACCCCACCCGAAUCAUCAGUGGAUACUCCGAGGAAUUCGAGAGCAUGUUCCUCGAGCACAUGAAGCGGAGCCACCGCUUCAGCCGCAUCGCCGCCACCGUCGUCUACAACGAGUACAUCUCUGACCGCAACCACGUCCACAUGAAUUCCACCAAGUGGGCGACACUGACGGAGUUCAUCAAGUAUUUGGGGAAGGCCGGCAAGUUGAAGGUGGAAGAGACCCCCAAAGGCUGGUUCAUCACCUACAUCGAUAACGAUUCCGAGACUCUGUUCAAGGAGAGGAUGAAGAAUAAGCGCCUUAAGGCGGAUAUGGUGGAGGAGGAGAAGAUGGAGAGGGAGAUUCAGAAACAAAUUGAGCGAGCUGAGCAGAUGGUUGGGAGUGACAAGGGUGGUGAUGAAGAAGGACUUGCUAAAUCGAGAAUGUUGGAGAAGACUGAUGAGGAGGGUGGAGCAAAGAUCAAGUUAAGCUUGGGGCAGUCGAAAAAGAACCCGGAGAUGAAUGGGAAACGGGGGGAUAAUACUAGGUUGUUGUUUGAUGAGGUCGAGCCAGAGAGUAGUAGUGGGAAGCGGAGAAGAGAAGGCGAGGGUUCGAGUAAGAAUGCAUCAGUUUUGGAUGAGAUGAUGAAAGAGGAGGAGAAAGCUAAGGAAAGGAUCAAUAGAAAGGACUAUUGGGUUUGCCCAGGGAUUGUUGUGAAGGUUAUGAGUAAAGCUUUGGUGGAUAAGGGGUACUACAAGCAGAAAGGCGUCGUGCGCAAGGUGAUUGAUAAAUACUGUGGGGAGAUUGAGAUGCUUGAGAAUAAGCAUGUAUUGAGGGUUGAUCAGGAGGAGUUAGAGACGGUGCUUCCUCAGAUAGGGGGUCUUGUCAAGAUAGUGAAUGGCGUGUAUCGCGGUCAGAUUGCAAGGUUACUGUCAAUUGAUACUGAUAGAUUUUGUGCCAAGGUGCAGAUUGAGAAGGGAGUAUAUGAUGGAAGAGUUCUCAAGGCUGUUGAGUAUGAAGAUAUUUGCAAACUAGCUUAGUGGCAUAUGGAUCUUGGGAGUGUUUAAUGUAUUGCUCAGUGGUUGGUUUUGAAUUGAUCAUCUGUUCUAAUUGUAUCCAAGUCUGAGAAUCUUAUGAUCAAGAAAGUUGUAAUUAGAUAACAACAACCUCACAAGCUUAUCAGCCAUUAAGGCCUAAACUUAAACCCAUCCCUUAAUGAUGAUACUAGUUUCUUUCUGUUGCAUGCUA
Salvia splendens (bonfire salvia) is the source of this 1759-nucleotide messenger RNA. Its product is annotated as KIN17-like protein. The record is from RefSeq and is a predicted model, not a curated record. Gene Ontology annotation, molecular function: double-stranded DNA binding. Gene Ontology annotation, cellular component: nucleus. Gene Ontology annotation, biological process: DNA replication; DNA damage response. The transcript is spliced from 2 exons. The coding region runs from base 358 to 1551 and encodes 397 amino acids. Lineage: Eukaryota; Viridiplantae; Streptophyta; Magnoliopsida; Lamiales; Lamiaceae.